CGUGUCGUCAACAAAAGUUUUCAAUUCUCUCGUGAAUUCAAAUAUUUAAUUUUAUUAAAGAAAUCAAAGAAGUAUAAUUAUUUAAAAUGGCAAAAUUGAUCAAAACUGAUGAUGGAACUCUCAUGACGAUUCCAGAGAUGCUGAAAAGUAUUGAAAGAUACAAUCCAACUCAUUUUGUAUUUCUCGAGCAAUAUGUUCAGGAACAGGCUAAAGAGAAUACUUAUGAUCUCGAUGCAAAUCUCGCUGUCUUGAAAUACUAUCAAUUCAACCCACUUGCAUUGAAUCUGAACAUAACACAUUUAAUUCUUCUGAAAGCAUUAACGAAUCUUCCAUUCAGUGACUUCGUUCUUUGCAAGUAUUUGCUUCUACCAACUCAGAUGAGAGAUGAUACAGUCAAAGAAAUCAUAUAUAUUGCUGAUAUCCUCGAACAAUGCGAUUUUGUUCUGUUUUGGCAAACUGUUCAGAAUAAGGGCGCUCUAUUCGAGAAAAUCACAGGAUUUUAUGAUUCUGUACGUAAGUUUGUAUGUCACGUUGUUGGCACAACCUUCCAAACGGUAGACAAGGUUUACCUAUCAAAACUUCUUGGUAAUGUAGAUGACAAACAACUAACUCAUUGGGUUAAAAAGCACAACUGGACCAUGCAAGGAGAUAUCGUCACCAUUAUUAAACAAGAAGAGACCAUCAAGACGAAACACAUUGCUGAGAAAAUUGAUUUUGAAAGUUUGGGAGGUUUAAUGGCAAAUUGCUUCAGUACAAACAAUAACAAGAUGAGUGUUGAAGACGAAGUGCUUCGAAUCCAUAAAAAACUUAGUAAAAUUACAUCAAGUGGAACGGACAAUCAAACUCAGGCUUUGGAUUUACUUAAAGCAUUACAAAACCUUAAAAUUGAUUUGGAUAUUCUAACAAGCACAAGAAUUGGAAUGGCUGUAAAUGAAUUGAGAAAGUGUAGCAAAGAUGAAGAAGUCAUAAAUUUGUCAAAAAAACUUAUCAAGAAUUGGAAAAAACUGUUAGCAAGUAACCCUGAAAGUCCAAAAUCUUCUCAAAAAUCAUCGAAUGGAAGUAGCGCGAGCAAACCAUCUAGCAAAGAUAGCAACAAGGAUGAUAAGAUCAAAGAUUCUAAAAGUAAGAGCAGUUCCCAAACCAAUUUCCCUCCUCCAUCAAGCAGUUCAACAACUGACGUUGUUCGCUUAAAAUGUCGAGAGAUGCUUGCUGGUGCUCUCAAAGUUGAAGACUACCCUGAUGGAUGUGCAUCAGCAGAAGAGUUGGCUGAGGAGCUUGAGGAAGCUAUUUUUGCAGAAUUCAAAAACACUGAUAUGAAAUAUAAAAAUCGUAUUCGAUCGCGUGUUUCUAACUUAAAGGAUACUAAGAAUCCUGGUUUGCGUAACAACUUCAUCACCGGCGUUAUCUCUGCCAGUCGCUUUGCUAAAAUGACACCAGAAGAAAUGGCAAACGAUGAAAUGAAGAAACUGCGUGAGAAGUUUGUCAAAGAGUCAAUCAAUGAUGCUCAAUUGGCGACGGUUCAAGGAACAAAAACAGAUUUACUAAAAUGUGGCAAAUGUAAGAAAAAGGAUUGCACAUAUAAUCAGCUACAAACACGUUCUGCUGAUGAGCCCAUGACAACUUUUGUUAUGUGUAAUGCAUGUGAACAAGGAAAAUCAAUGUCAAACUACACAAGAAUGUUCCGAGGGAAAAUGCGAACGAGUACCUGUCGGAUCAUUCUAAUUACUUCACUGGCAUGGCUGUUAAUCGACGUUAUUAUUAUAAUGAAAUACACUGAUGGAUUAAAUGGUGGAAUAUUUAAAAAAUCUCGAGACAAUGGGCAACAAUCUCAUAAUGUGGCGAGUCUAAGUGGUGGACAUCAUGUCAUUGAUGAAGACCCCAUCGUAGAUGAAGAGGAAAUUGACACAAAUUUAAAUAAUAUUGAUAAUGGUGAUGAGAUAGUUAAACGCAUAUCAAAAACAUAUCGUACAGUAGAUUUGAAAAAAUGGAGACCAGCACCAGUAGUAAAGGAAAAUCCUGGAAAACCAGGUGAAAUGGGAAAGCCAGUAAAGAUGAAAUCUUAUCAACAAGAAGAAAUGAAAGAGAAGUUUAAAGAGAAUCAAUUUAAUUUACUUGCGAGCGACAUGAUUUGGCUUAAUCGUUCACUUUCUGAUGUUCGCCAUAAAGAUUGUCGGACCAAGACUUAUCCAGGCAAAAUGCCGACAACUUCAAUUGUCAUUGUGUUUCAUAAUGAAGCAUGGUCGACACUUCUCCGUACGAUAUGGAGUGUUAUCAAUCGAUCACCAAGGCCUUUACUCAAGGAAAUUAUUCUUGUUGAUGAUGCCAGUGAGCGAGAAUAUUUAGGUAAAAAGCUGGAAGAUUAUGUUCAAACGCUUCCAGUGUCAACUUACGUUCUUCGAACGGGAAAACGUUCUGGGCUGAUAAGAGCUCGUUUAUUAGGAGCUGCUAAUGUUAAAGGCCAAGUUAUUACAUUCCUCGAUGCACAUUGUGAGUGCACAGAAGGUUGGCUAGAACCGCUUUUAUCGAGAAUUGUCUUAGAUAGAAGGACAGUUGUCUGUCCAAUUAUAGAUGUUAUAAGCGACGAAACAUUUGAAUAUGUCACCGCAUCAGAUCAGACAUGGGGCGGCUUUAAUUGGAAGCUUAACUUCCGUUGGUAUCGCGUGCCAUCAAGGGAAAUGUCGAGAAGAAACAACGAUCGAACAGCUCCAUUGAGAACACCAACAAUGGCUGGCGGAUUAUUCUCGAUAGACAAAGAUUAUUUCUACGAAAUUGGAUCUUAUGAUGAAGGCAUGGACAUUUGGGGCGGUGAAAAUCUUGAAAUGAGCUUUCGCGUCUGGAUGUGUGGCGGAAUUCUGGAGAUAGCGCCAUGCUCAAGAGUGGGUCAUGUUUUUCGAAAAUCUACGCCAUAUACGUUUCCUGGUGGAACGUCGCAGAUCGUUAAUAAGAAUAAUGCUCGCUUAGUUGAAGUAUGGCUAGAUGAAUGGAAAGAAUUUUACUACAAUAUUAAUCCUGGAGCUCGUAAGACAUCUGCAGGUGACGUGUCAGGUCGAUUACAAUUAAGAGAGCGACUACAAUGUAAGAGCUUCCGUUGGUAUUUAGAAAAUAUUUAUCCUGAAAGUCAAAUGCCUUUGGAUUAUUAUUUCUUGGGAGAAAUACGAAAUGCCGAGUCACAUAAUUGUCUUGAUACAAUGGGGCAUAAAUCAGGAGAGAAAGUUGGUAGCAGUUACUGUCACGGACUGGGUGGUAAUCAAGUCUUCGCUUAUACAAAACGGCAACAAAUCAUGUCAGAUGAUAAUUGUCUUGAUGCAUCAAAUGCAAAUGGUCCCGUGAAUCUUGUUAGAUGUCAUGGAAUGGGCGGAAAUCAAGAGUGGAGUUAUGAUGAAAAUGAUCUCACAAUUAAACAUGUGAACUCUGGAAAUUGCCUAACACGACCAACAAAAGACGAUCCUUCAACGCCACUUCUCAGACCUUGCAAUUAUUCAAAAGGUCAGCAAUGGUUAAUGCAAUCAAAGUUUAAAUGGCAAUCAAGACACGGAUCAGAAGAUGAGAAGCGAAGAUAGGAUUUACUGAAACUAGCCAACAUGGAAUAAAGACUAAGUUAUAAAACAUUUAACGUUCCAACACUUGUUGUAAAUUAGAUUCAUUUACGUUUAUUUUAUUUUUAUUUUUUUCCUAUUCAAUGAUAAUUUUAAUGUUGAAUGAAAAUUUCAUAUUUGACAAUCAGAUAAGUGAAUUUGAAAGUAACAAAGGUUGGUUGGUUUCUAACGCAUGUUGAUGGAACGAAGUGGAACAACUUUUCGUAGCAAAUAAGCGAACAAAAUAAUUGUGAUCCAUUUGAUAUCAAAUGUGUUGAUUAUUAUUACCUCGGAAUAAGAAUUCUUUUUAUUUUUCUCAUCUCAAUCUUCCUUUUUUAUUAAUAACCCAACACAAUAUAAAGGAUAGAAGAAGAAAUAUUUUGCAUAUCAACACAUGCAGAAAAGUGCACAUUAUUUAAGGUCUGAUUGAGAGACGAAAACUCGGUAAAAGAUGAAGAAAUUAGAACAAUAUCUAGAAGAAAAAGAAGCAAAUAAAUGUUACGUACUAAUGUGCCACAAGACACAACUGGAUGAUGUUGAAAAGGCAGCAGAUUAAAAAAUUAAUGAAAUAAAAGCAAAACAUUAUUAAAUUCCUAAAAUCUUCCAUCGCAAUAAACGACAGAACAGAAAGAACAAAUUUAUUGUAAAUAAACAAUUAAUUUUAUUCUCUAACUCUUUGGUGUAGGUGCAAUUUUAUAAAUUCUUCUGCUUUCCUGUCACUUUGCGACUAUUAGAAUUGUAAGAAGAAUCUUUUAUCAUUAAUUAUCGAUUAGUUCCGAUCAAAUUUUUAUGUUUUAUUACCUAGACGCAUAAGAAGAAAAGAAAACUUUGUGAUCGUCAUUAUAUCCACUUACGGUGAGAUCAAAAUUAAUUUGUGAUUUGAUAAAAUAAUUUAAAAGAAAAUGUACAUAAUGACGAUUGCCAAGGGAUUCUUGUAAACAAAUAAAAUUAUAAUAAAGCCAUUAUUUAAUUUAUUCUUACAAAACAAAUGAAAGUUUCCUUCUUUUUUUUACUUUAAUAGAAGACUUGAAUAAAAGAAUAAAUUUAUACGAA
This is a messenger RNA of Clunio marinus, 4628 nucleotides long. The record is from the annotation of a GenBank genome assembly. NCBI's taxonomy places the organism in Eukaryota, Metazoa, Arthropoda, Insecta, Diptera, Chironomidae.